AUGAUCCUCAUACACACGGUGAUCGCGGUUCUAUCGCUUACGCAAACCAUCUACGGUCUCGGGCUAAUAAUCGAACCGUGUCUCGUAGGAGACAAGAAAAAAUAUUCCAGCAUUAACAACCUACAGAAUUGCAUCAGCUAUCCGACGGUUAAAGACGACAUAAUAAUGGUACGAAUCAAGUCUGGAGACAAGAUUGCGUCGCAGAGACUCAACUUGAACAUCUUCGACCUGGAAAACAACAAGAUUCGGUUCAAGAAGGACAUCAGCCAUGAGAUGAACUUGAUCUUCACCAAUUUGAACAACCCGGCAGUAGUGAACUCUGAGUUGGAGAGCCUGCAGGUAAAGAGGAGCAAUAUCUUUGGACGGUGGUCGGGGCUAGUGCACCAUGAGGAGGCUGGGGGCGGUGGUAGUGGUGGUAGUGGAGGUGCUGUUGGUGCUGGUGCUGUUGGUGCUGGUGCUGGUGGUGGUUCUGGUGCUGUUGGUGGUGCGGGAGCUGGUACUCAGACUGCUAGCACAGACUCCCACCUCGAUUCCAACAAGGGCAAGUCGUUGAUCUACAUCUGCUUCGACAACGUCUACACCGACAGGUCUUGGUCGUUCCACGCGCAGCCCAAGGACGUCGAGCUCUACACCGAGGUCAAGAACAUGAACACCAUCAAGGACACCAACUACAACAACUACGCACACUACUUCAAUAAAUUUAAGGACUCCUCCGCGAAAUCGGAAGAGGAAGAGGAGAAAACGAAGCAGCGGUCCAGCGAGGAGUUCACCCAGGAGGAUUUUGAAAACGAGGUCAAGAUUCUUCAGCAUGAGUUGGAAGAAGUAAUUGAGAAGUUGAAGAGCUCGGAGGACAUCUUGAGGGAGCUCAUGGAACAGGAGUACAGGCUCCGAGAUGCCAAUGAGGCUAUAUAUUCUGGAUACACCAAGAUAUCGAUUAUUAUGUUGGUAUGUACGUUUGUUGCAGGGUUGAUCCAGAUGGCGUACCAGACGUAUUUCUUGAGGAAGCAGAAGGUGAUAUAA
Molecule: messenger RNA, 1020 nt
Organism: Dujonia railenensis
Lineage: Eukaryota; Fungi; Ascomycota; Pichiomycetes; Serinales; Debaryomycetaceae
Source: the annotation of a GenBank genome assembly